Messenger RNA from Pseudophryne corroboree (corroboree frog), 3120 nucleotides. RefSeq names its product Bruton tyrosine kinase (gene BTK). Gene Ontology annotation, cellular component: plasma membrane. The transcript is spliced from 19 exons. Gene Ontology annotation, molecular function: non-membrane spanning protein tyrosine kinase activity; ATP binding; protein binding. Gene Ontology annotation, biological process: adaptive immune response; T cell receptor signaling pathway; protein phosphorylation. Bases 303 to 2282 code for a protein of 659 amino acids. NCBI's taxonomy places the organism in Eukaryota, Metazoa, Chordata, Amphibia, Anura, Myobatrachidae. The record is from RefSeq and is a predicted model, not a curated record.
ACUUCCACCAAAGCUGUGUGUCCUAUCUUUAGGGAGAUCGAACAGGACUCUGAGAAUGGAUACACAGUAGAGUCCCAUGCUGCACUUUUUCCUGUAGAUUUAUGGAACCACUUCCACUGGUGCUGGUAGCAAUAUAUUAUCAAAUGUCCCAACCAAGGCUCAAGAUUGACAGAUACAGAUAAACCAAACUUUAAUAUGUAGAUCGGCAGCUGUUUGGUCAGACGCACAAGCUUAUUCUUAAAGCUAUACGUUGCAGUCACUUUAUCACCCAUCCACCCUCCACCCAACAAGGAACUUUUAUCAUGGCUGCAGCAACCCCUAGUAUCUUGGAGAGUAUUUUCUUAAAGAGAUCACAGCAGAAACGUAAGACAUCUCCCCUGAACUACAAGAAAAGGCUGUUUGUGCUUACUGAGAACAAGAUCACUUACUACGAAUACGACUUUGAUAGAGGGCGCAGAGGAAGUAAGAAGGGUUCAGUAGACCUAGAAAAGAUUGGAUGUGUGGAGUGUGUCGAGCCAGAGGAAAAUCCGCCACCAGAGAGACAGAUACCGGCCAGAGAAGAGUUUGCAGAAACUGAGCAGAUAACUAUCAUUGAACGAUUCCCUUACCCAUUCCAGAUAAUAUAUGAUGAGGGACCGCUGUAUGUCUUCGCACCCACAGAAGAACUACGGAAACGUUGGAUCCACCAGCUAAAACAUGUUAUCCACUGUAAUACUGACAAGGCUCAGAAGUUUCAUCCAAGGUUCCACCAAGAUGGACAGUACCUGUGUUGUGCCCAGACUGCUAAAACUGCUUUGGGAUGCCAAGUUCUACGCGGUGCCAAUGGAAUCCUGAAGAAUGAUCCUUCACGUCGUAGAUCCCGAAAGCCACUUCCAGCAGCACCAUCUGAUGUAACGGUAAAGGCUGAAAAACCACUCCCACCUGCUCCAACAGAUGUUGCACCUUCUUUAGGAACCCACAAAAUAGUAGCAAUGUAUGAUUUCACACCAAUGAAUGCUCAGGACCUGCCAUUACACAAAGGAGAACAGUAUCUGUUAUUGGAUGAAGGCAGCGGCCAGCCUUGGCUAAGAGCUAGAGACAAAAAUGGACAUGAGGGAUAUAUUCCUGGCAAUUAUGUGACAGAGGCCCAGGAUCCACUGGAAAUAUAUGAAUGGUAUUCAAAAAAUAUGACUAGGAGCCAGGCGGAGCAACUGCUAAAAGCUGAGGACAAAGAAGGUGGCUUCAUUGUUAGGGAUUCCAGCAAAGCCGGAAAAUAUACUGUAUCUGUGUAUGCUAAGCCAUCAGGGGAAGGAAUAAUACGUCAUUAUGUUGUGUGUGAGACGAGUGGAAAUCAGUAUUACUUGGCAGAGAAGCAUCUUUAUUCCUCUAUCCCAGAACUGAUUACAUACCACCAGCACAAUGCAGCCGGUUUGAUAUCAAGACUUAAGUAUCCAGUAUCUUCUGUUAGGAAAAGCACUCCAUCCACUGCUGGCCUUGGCUAUGGUUCAUGGGAGAUUGAUCCUAUGGAUCUGACUUUUUUGAAGGAGUUAGGAAAUGGACAGUUUGGAGUGGUAAAGUAUGGGAAAUGGAGAGGACAACAUGAGGUAGCCAUUAAGAUGGUAAAAGAGGGCUCCAUGUCCGAGGAUGCCUUCAUAGAAGAAGCAAAGUGCAUGAUGAAGCUAUCACAUCAUAAUCUAGUUCAGUUAUAUGGAGUCUGCACAAAAAAACGUCCAAUUUUCAUAAUUACUGAGUAUCUCUCUAAUGGCUGCCUCCUGUCCUACCUGAAAGAAGUCCGUACACGUGUGAACCAGGGAGAUCUGCUGUCCAUGUGUAGUGAUGUUUCUGCUGCCAUGAGUUAUCUUGAGUCAAAGCAAUUUCUACACCGUGAUCUGGCUGCCAGGAACUGUUUAGUUGCUGAAGACGGGACAGUCAAAGUUUCAGAUUUUGGCCUUUCAAGGUAUGUUAUGGACGAUGAAUAUACUAGCUCACUGGGCUCAAAGUUCCCCGUCAGAUGGUCUCCUCCUGAAGUUCUUCUCUAUAGCAAGUUCAGCAGUAAAUCAGAUGUCUGGGCAUUUGGUGUCCUGAUGUGGGAAGUGUUCACAUUUGGAAAAAUGCCAUAUGAAAGAUUUAAUAACAGUGACAUUGUAACUGAGAUAAUGAAGGGAGUCCGCCUGUAUAGACCUCAACAAGCAACAGAAAAGGUGUACAAUGUGAUGCUUAGCUGUUGGGAAGAGAAAGCGGAUGACAGACCGGCCUUCCGAACCCUGCAAGGUGCAAUUUUAGAGCUGAUGGAGGAAUUGUAAAGAAGGAGAAUAGAGCAUGUGCACAAAAGUGGAUCUGAAGAGCAGACUUCAAUUUAAGAAUGUGGAAGAUAAUUUAACUUAACAAAAUUAAGACACAUAUAUGUUCAUAUAGAUUUACAAUGCAGUGGCUUUCGGCAACUUCAUAGAUACAUACAAUGAAUCCAAGCUUUCUAAGUAUUGUGAUAGGUUUACUUAUACCCCAUUCACACCGCAUAUCGCGGGUCGCACCCAGGAGCCGUACAAGGGUGCUUCCCGGGUGUGACCCGCCUUGGCCCCUUUCACAGUGGCGUCCCCAGUCCGGCAUAUUGAUGCGUGCGGAGAUGAUCUCCAAGCGCCGCCCGUCCAUACAGUGUGAACGGGAAAUGGGUCGCAUCGACCCAGGCAACCCAUUCACACCACACAACGACCCGAUUGAAGCCGUAUUCAACCCUGGUCGAUGCCUGGUUGUGAGUCAGAUGCAGAAUGACGCCCUGAAAACGCUUGGGAACGCCUGAGUUUUUCCAGACACUCACAGAAAACGGUCAGUUACCACCCACAAACGUCCUCUUCCUGUCAAUCACUUUGCGAACAUCCGUGCAAUCAAAAUGUUCGCACCAUCCUGUCGCUGUUUGGCGAUGUACGUGCCCAUUGCGGUGCAUAAGCAUGCGCAGUAGUUCGAUAAUCACCCGCACAGCAGUGAUCAGUUCUGAAUCAGGCCCACAGAUCUGAGUGGUUAGCUAAUCAUGUUUUAUGCUUUGUACAGAGGGGAGAUUUACUAGGGGCCAUGGCUUAUUGAUUCAUUGUUAUUAUCCUUUAUUUAUAUAGCAUUAGCAUAUUACAAAGUGAAUUUCAGGGAGUA